AUAGGGCGCACUCUACUUGCGCUAGAAUUCAAUGCUUUGUGUAUUAAACCUCAAAUUGUAAAUAAAUAUAUUUUCAAAUUAUUUUUAUAAUGUUUUUAUCUGUAUUUAAAGAGAUUGAAUACACCUCAAUUAUUUAAAAAUGUAUCAAGAUUCCCCUUACUCUGUAGUUUGUGGACAAGAAGAUUAUGAUAUUGAAGAAGAAAACGAAGAUUAUAUAGACGAUGACCGCGAUCUUGAUGAUCAAGAUGAAACUGAUGAAGAUACAGAGGAAGCUAGUGAAACUGAUAUGGGAAAAUCUGAAGAAUAUACUGAAAUUAAAGAACAAAUAUAUCAAGACAAAUUAGCUAGCCUAAAAAAACAACUACAGCAGUUGAAAGAUGGUACACAUACUGAAUAUAAUCGAAAAGUCAAGCGAUUGGAAUCUCAAUAUAAGGAAAGACUGCGUUUGAAUAUAAUUUAUAAAGAUUAUUUGACAGAAUGUGUUGAAAGAGAUUAUAUAUUGGAUAAAAAAGCUGCUAUUAAAGAAUUUGAAGAAAAAAAAACUGAUUUGAAAGAAAAUUUAGUAGCUGAUAUGGAAGAAAAGCGUAAAAUGAUUGAAUCAGAUAGAUAUUCAAUGGAGCUAACAGGCGACUCAACUGAGAUAAAACCAAUUAUGACAAGAAAAUUACGAAGACGUCCGAAUGAUCCUGUACCUGAAAAAGUUGAAAAACGAAGAAAGCCACCUCCAGCUCAAUUAAAUUACUUAUUAGAUGAAAAAGAAAUUGAAAAUGACUUAAAGGCUAUCAGUCGUGGAAAAAUAUUGACUGGUAACCGUAAACCAGUUGUUACGCAACACUAUAAUACAGGGAACAUAGUAAAUCAGCAUAUUCCAAUUCCAAUAGAUACAGUUUUAGUUGAAACAAGGAUAGAAGAUGGUAAACUCUUAUAUGAAAGAAGAUGGUUCCAUAGAGGUCAACCAGUUUAUGUAGAGGGAAAAGAUUUAUCUCGAUUUUCAGCAAAUAUUUCAGCAAUUGGGACAGAAGCUAUUUGGGUAAAGAAAGUUUCAGAUAGUAGUAAAGUAAGAAUAUAUAUUUCUCAAUUAUGUCGAGGAAAAAUUUCUAUUAAGCGCAGAGCUUCCUAGCUGUAUAAUUCUUGUAAAAAAUGAGGAUUGCUGGUGAUUCAAAUAUUUUAUUUAUAAAAAAUAAACAUUUUGUUAUUUGAAUGCUUAUUUAUAAACAUU
Molecule: messenger RNA, 1219 nt
Organism: Ceratosolen solmsi marchali
Lineage: Eukaryota; Metazoa; Arthropoda; Insecta; Hymenoptera; Agaonidae
Product: sin3 histone deacetylase corepressor complex component SDS3
Exons: 7
Coding region: 140-1120 (326 amino acids)
Source: RefSeq, a predicted model, not a curated record